Molecule: messenger RNA, 995 nt
Organism: Colletotrichum destructivum
Lineage: Eukaryota; Fungi; Ascomycota; Sordariomycetes; Glomerellales; Glomerellaceae
Exons: 1
Coding region: 143-487 (114 amino acids)
Source: RefSeq, a predicted model, not a curated record
UGUUUCUCUUUGCUUCCUUUCCCUUAAAACCUCGUGGUCUAUCCCUUCCCAUUCCUGUUCUCGGCGACCCAACGCUCUCAUCACACAAAGCACGCAACAUAAAACAGCACUAAGGAAGCUUUUUGACUUCCUCCUCCAUUCAAUGAACACUCCUGGAUCUUUCGGAAUCGUCGAUUACUCCUUCCCAAUGUGGUCCAAGAAGCACGUCGGCUCGUGGCUCGACGCUUUUAAGCCUCGCCGCUCGUCAACCUCUUCUUCUUCGACAUCAUCAUCCCGAGCCUCUUCAUUUUCUAUGUCCUCGCGGUCAGGCCCCAGCAGCCGGAAUGGCUCCUUGGCUUCCCUGAUGUCGAUGGGCACAGUAGAGGAGCAAGAGCACCUCAUGGCUGAGCAGCCAAAAAGGCCCGCAUACGUGCCGCAGCACGCGGCCAAGUCUUUCAUGAAGACGGCGACUUCCAAAGAAAUUCGCAAGAACGGUGAGAUCCUGUGAAGGUUCUCGGGUCUCUGUAACGAAGCGGCAAAAUAAAGAGAGAAACUCCCCUCCCCCAGAAACUUCAUCGAAACCCGGAAAAUUCGCUCUCAUCAAUUGGCUCCGUUCAGGGCCAACAACCACCCCUCAGUCCACGAAGACCAAACAGAGCCCGUCGAAACAACUACGACAAUACCACCCCGCCAUUGACAACCACUACGCUUGUCCCUUCGAGCUCGGAAUAUUCGAACUUCCACACAAGUAGACGAGACCUCAGCACAGCACCAUCGCCGAUGGGGGACGUCGGCACACCUCAGAUGCUGUCAUAUCAGCGCCUGUUCGCCCACAUAGCUUGACAUUUGGCAAGAAACCGGGCGAGGAAGGACUUCCCAGGAAUGGAUCUUCGAGGGGCGGUAUCUCUUUCUUCACGAAAAAAACCAUUAUAUCCGCCAGUUAAGGCGUGGUUAUGAGUCAUUUGGUUGGUACAAAUGUCAAAGGAUGGAUUUUGGGAGCGCAACCUUUUUUACAC